This is a messenger RNA of Nannospalax galili (Upper Galilee mountains blind mole rat), 5240 nucleotides long. It is a transcript of the gene Tle3, whose product is annotated as TLE family member 3, transcriptional corepressor. Gene Ontology annotation, molecular function: transcription corepressor activity; protein binding. Lineage: Eukaryota; Metazoa; Chordata; Mammalia; Rodentia; Spalacidae. Gene Ontology annotation, cellular component: transcription regulator complex; nucleus. The record is from RefSeq and is a predicted model, not a curated record. Gene Ontology annotation, biological process: negative regulation of canonical Wnt signaling pathway; regulation of DNA-templated transcription. The transcript has 20 exons. The coding region runs from base 1092 to 3440 and encodes 782 amino acids.
AGUCCGUAUUUGGAACUGCUCUCGCGGCAGUUCAUACCUCGUGCUCGUCCCCCUUCCUCUGUCUGUGUGUGGUAUCCGCAGGUCCGAUCACUUUUUUUUCCGGGGUGUGUGUGUGUGUGUGUGUGUGUGUGUGUGUGUGUGUGUUUUGGGGGUUUGUCGGGGCGCGGAGAGGAGAGCCAGGCCGAGAGGAAGGAAGGAAGCCGCAGAGCUCCGGGUGUCGAGCUGAGUCUCCCCCCCCCCCCCCCCCCCCCCCCCCACCCUCCCGGCGCUCUCCAGCCUGCGCGCUCCGAGGCGGCCGUGGCGCUGAACGCUCCCGGCAGGGGACGCGGCCGCUGGAUCUGGGGAGCAGCAAGGACUCUGCGCCGAGGCUCCCUGUGCCCGCUGGAGUUUGGAUGCCAGGCCGGUUGAUUUGCACCUACUGAGCCCGGAGUUCCUCCUUGGCCCUGGGAAGGGCUCGUGGCGGCAGCAGAGGCAGACGGAAUAGCAGGCUCCCCACGCCCGGGCGAGGGUGGGGGGCGUCAGCGCCCGGCUCCAGCAGUCCCCCUCUGAGCCCCUGCGGUCCGCAAGCCUUCACCUCGGUGGCCUGCCCUUCUUUUCUCUCUGGGAUCCGACCCGCACGCCUCGGAUGCUCGGGGCCGCCCUGACGCGCGUCCCUCUCCAGUCUCCACGCCUUGAGUGACCCACGGGGGACCCGCGCUCGCCCCAGGAGGGGGCCCCCGACUUCGGGACCCCGCGCUGGACCCGCCGGGGAACCGACGAUGUCCGCGCAGCCCCGGCUUCUGACGCUGUCCACGCAGCGGGGGAAACGCGGCCGGCUGCAGCCCGCGGAGCCCUAGGCGCACAAAGCCCAAGCCCGCCGCCCGCACCGGCGCCCGCAGACGACUUUGUCGCCCGUUCGGCCCUUCUUUGUCUCCACUUGGGGCGGACGCCCGACUCUGGGAUUUCGCUGUGAAAGCGAGCUGGGGGGGCCGGGGGCGAGCUCUCGGUUCCCCGGCCGCCCCCCGCUCGGGCUCGGCUCCCCCCUUCCCCGCACCUCCCCGGCCCGGGUUCUCGGCGCUUCCACGGUGUCGGAAUCGCGACCCCUCCCUGCCAUGUAUCCGCAAGGCAGACAUCCGGCUCCCCAUCAACCCGGGCAGCCGGGAUUUAAAUUCACGGUGGCCGAGUCUUGCGACAGGAUCAAAGACGAAUUCCAGUUCCUGCAAGCUCAGUAUCACAGCCUCAAAGUGGAGUACGACAAGCUGGCGAACGAGAAGACGGAGAUGCAGCGCCAUUAUGUGAUGUAUUAUGAGAUGUCCUAUGGCUUGAACAUUGAAAUGCACAAGCAGACAGAGAUUGCGAAGAGACUGAACACAAUUUUAGCCCAGAUCAUGCCUUUCUUGUCACAAGAGCACCAGCAGCAGGUGGCUCAGGCGGUGGAACGUGCCAAGCAGGUCACCAUGACGGAGCUGAACGCCAUCAUCGGGGUACGUGGACUCCCCAAUCUGCCUCUUACCCAGCAGCAACUCCAGGCGCAGCACCUCUCCCACGCCACACACGGUCCCCCGGUCCAGCUGCCACCCCACCCAUCAGGCCUCCAGCCUCCUGGGAUCCCCCCAGUGACGGGGAGCAGCUCUGGGCUGCUGGCACUUGGCGCCCUGGGCAGUCAGGCCCACCUGGCAGUGAAGGAUGAGAAGAAUCACCAUGAACUGGACCACAGAGAGAGAGAGUCCAGUGCGAACAACUCUGUGUCGCCUUCGGAAAGUCUCCGGGCGAGUGAGAAGCACCGGGGCUCUGCAGACUACAGCAUGGAAGCCAAGAAGCGGAAAGCGGAGGAAAAGGACAGCCUGAGUCGAUACGACAGUGAUGGGGACAAAAGUGAUGAUUUGGUAGUGGAUGUCUCUAAUGAGGACCCAGCGACACCCCGGGUGAGCCCAGCACACUCGCCUCCUGAAAAUGGACUGGACAAAGCCCGUGGCCUGAAGAAGGAUGCCCCCACCAGCCCCGCCUCGGUGGCCUCUUCCAGCAGCACACCUUCAUCCAAGACCAAAGACCUUGGUCAUAAUGAUAAAUCCUCCACUCCUGGGCUCAAAUCCAACACACCAACUCCAAGGAAUGAUGCCCCAACUCCAGGCACCAGCACAACCCCGGGGCUCCGGUCCAUGCCAGGCAAACCUCCGGGCAUGGACCCGAUAGGUAUAAUGGCCUCGGCCCUGCGCACGCCCAUCUCCAUCACCAGCUCCUAUGCGGCACCCUUUGCCAUGAUGAGCCACCAUGAAAUGAAUGGCUCCCUCACCAGCCCGAGCGCCUACGCCGGCCUGCACAACAUCCCACCCCAGAUGAGUGCGGCUGCGGCAGCUGCUGCUGCUGCCUAUGGCCGAUCGCCAAUGGUGAGCUUUGGAGCUGUUGGUUUUGACCCUCACCCCCCAAUGCGGGCUACAGGCCUGCCCUCGAGCCUUGCCUCCAUUCCUGGAGGGAAACCGGCGUACUCCUUCCACGUGAGUGCUGAUGGGCAGAUGCAACCCGUGCCUUUCCCCCAUGAUGCGCUAGCAGGCCCUGGCAUCCCCAGGCAUGCCCGGCAGAUCAACACGCUCAGCCAUGGGGAGGUAGUAUGUGCCGUGACUAUCAGCAACCCCACUCGGCACGUCUACACAGGUGGCAAGGGCUGUGUGAAGAUCUGGGACAUCAGCCAGCCAGGCAGCAAGAGUCCCAUCUCCCAACUGGACUGCCUGAACAGGGACAACUACAUCCGCUCCUGCAAACUGCUUCCAGAUGGGCGCACACUCAUUGUGGGUGGAGAGGCCAGCACGCUCACCAUCUGGGACCUGGCCUCCCCGACGCCUCGCAUCAAGGCCGAGCUGACGUCCUCAGCCCCCGCCUGUUACGCCCUGGCCAUCAGCCCUGAUGCCAAAGUCUGCUUCUCCUGCUGCAGCGAUGGAAACAUUGCCGUGUGGGACCUACACAACCAGACACUGGUCAGGCAGUUCCAGGGCCACACAGAUGGAGCCAGCUGUAUAGACAUCUCCCAUGAUGGCACCAAACUGUGGACUGGGGGCCUGGACAACACCGUGCGUUCCUGGGACCUGCGGGAGGGGCGGCAGCUACAGCAACAUGACUUCACCUCCCAGAUCUUCUCGCUGGGUUACUGCCCCACUGGGGAGUGGCUGGCCGUGGGCAUGGAAAGCAGCAACGUGGAAGUCCUGCACCACACCAAGCCUGACAAGUAUCAGCUCCAUCUGCAUGAGAGCUGUGUGCUGUCCCUCAAGUUUGCCUACUGUGGCAAGUGGUUCGUGAGCACUGGGAAAGACAACCUUCUCAAUGCCUGGAGGACGCCCUACGGAGCCAGCAUCUUCCAGUCUAAAGAAUCCUCGUCUGUCUUGAGUUGUGAUAUUUCAGCGGAUGACAAAUAUAUUGUAACAGGCUCUGGUGACAAGAAGGCCACAGUUUACGAGGUCAUCUACUGAACAAGGACUCUAACAGGGCUGUCAAACUCUGGGAGACACCCACGCGGCUCUGAUAGGGAGACGCAGGCCAGGCCCCAAGGAUGGCAGAGGAAUGGGCGAGCAGCGAGCUCUGUGGGGCUGCACUCUGGAGGGCAGAGAGGAUGGGCGCCCCUUCGUGGCCUGGGCUCCUGGGCAUGAACUGAUGUGUCUGAGAGACUCAGAUGGACUCUCUCCUCUCCCCCUUACGAGUGCUGGCAGAUGCUUCAAAUAGACUUACCUGGAGGCUUCUGUCCCCGUUUCCCCCCACAGACACCCUCAUGAGUCUCCGUCUCUUUCUCCCUUUUUUCUGACCUGUCCCCUCCACACCCUGGGUGGGGACACUGGAGUAGACCACAUUGAUAUUCUGGGAGGGGUGUCUUGUUCCUGAUUGUGCAGUGCACAAGGUUUGUGAAAAAUGUAAAUAAGAGAGUGCGGUUGCCGACUGGCCAGUGGGAGAGGAGGCCCCUUCCCACCGAAGCUGUGUAUUUUGCCUGCUGUAUUUGUAAUCCACUCGUGGUGGUGGCUUUUUUUCUUUUCUUUUUUUUUAAACAGAUGUUCCCAUGGGCUAGGGAGGGCAGGAAGAGGAAGAGGGGUAUAAAACGAGAAACUUCCUGGGAGUGGGUGAACAACCUGACCACCAGGGACGAGCACACCUCCAUACGGGUUUGAGUACCAGCCAGGGCAUGUUAGAUGGAGUACCAAGCAGGCAGGCAGAAGGACAGACAGACUGAUAGGUAGUAAUGGGAUGGGCCAGCCUGGGCCGCCACCCACAGGAACAGCGAGGAUUUCCUGUGGGUUCCUCUGCCCUGUCUGCCUCACCAUCUCUCACUCUCUCAGGCGUCUAUCCAUCUCUUGUCGCCCUGGACCCCAUCUUUCUCUUUGGUGCACACUUAGUCACUGCAAUGAGAAAUGGAGGUUCAAGGGAAACCCCCUCUCUGACUCCCCAGUACAGCCUAGAAAGGAUACCAUGUUAGAGGGGGAACAAAGCAACUCAGCUCAGGGAGCUACCAGAGGAAAACAGCAACUGGUGUGGGUGCUUUUAUUUUUAUUUUUAAUUUGAAUAAAAAGAAUUAGAAGUGAUAUCCUUUCAUAAAAUGCCUUCUCCCCUUCUCUGCUUUCAGCCCCUUCCUCUCUUCAAAGUGGGGGGAAAUGGUAAACCACAUGGUUGUAGAGUCUGAAAGUCUGCCUUUGGGCAGGGCAGUGGACUGGGAGCUGGGCUGGGGGACACAGCCUGGUGCACUGUGGUGACUUGCAGCUAUCUGUAGGCUCAGGCAGAUUACAGGUAGAAUGUAAUCUGCAGGUACCACCUUUUGGUACCAAUGUUCGAGGUAUUAGGAUUGUUUUGUUUUUGUUUUUUGUUGUUUUAUUAAAGAAAAGCUAAAGGCUGUGUGAGCUCUGCUGGUGAGCUCUCCAUGGAUGUAGCGUAUGGAAGAGUUUUUAUACUGCAUUUUUAUGGAUUAUUUUAUAAUGUGGGACUUGGUGUAGAAAGAAAGGGCUUCCUGUGAAAUCUGCCCAUCUCCAGGUGCUCCUGAUGAGCAGCUGUCCCCAACACGACAAAUCUGGACAUGAAGUGGGCAUGGCACCUUUGGUGAGGUGUGUCCAGAGUUUGUCCGUCUGUCUGUCUCUGGGUCUCAAAUGGUCACCGUCCACCUCUUGUUAAGGCUGUAGCCAGAAGAGGUGAUGAGGGUAGAAGAAAGUUAUUCCUGAAGAAAAAAAAAAGAAAAUUGAAAAGUCAUUGUAAUGAGCUGUUUUUAUAUUUUUAAAAGUUGCUAUUUAAAGGUU